This is a messenger RNA of Lutra lutra (Eurasian river otter), 2352 nucleotides long. It is a transcript of the gene GPR3, whose product is annotated as G protein-coupled receptor 3. NCBI's taxonomy places the organism in Eukaryota, Metazoa, Chordata, Mammalia, Carnivora, Mustelidae. The record is from RefSeq and is a predicted model, not a curated record. The transcript is spliced from 2 exons. Gene Ontology annotation, molecular function: G protein-coupled receptor activity. Gene Ontology annotation, cellular component: membrane. The coding region runs from base 87 to 1079 and encodes 330 amino acids. Gene Ontology annotation, biological process: G protein-coupled receptor signaling pathway.
UUCUCCCGGUCCGCGCAAACCCUUCGCCGCCCGGACCCGAGCAGAGCCUCCACGCGACCCAGCCGCACCAGGUCCCGAGAGGUACCAUGAUGUGGGGUGCAGGCAGCCCCCUGGCUUGGCUCUCCGCCGGCUCAGGCAACGUGAAUGUGAGCAGCGUGGGCUCAACAGAGGGGUCCACAGGUCCAGCCGCCCCGCUGCCCUCCCCCAGGGCCUGGGACGUGGUGCUGUGCAUCUCAGGCACCCUGGUGUCCUGUGAGAACGCGCUGGUGGUGGCUAUCAUUGUGGGCACUCCCACGUUCCGUGCCCCCAUGUUCCUGCUGGUGGGCAGCCUGGCUGUGGCCGACCUGCUGGCGGGCCUGGGCCUGGUCCUGCACUUCGCUGCUGUGUUCUGCAUUGGCUCGGUGGAACUGAGCCUGGUGCUGGUUGGCGUGCUGGCGAUGGCCUUUACUGCCAGCGUGGGCAGCCUGCUGGCCAUCACGGUCGACCGCUACCUUUCCCUGUACAAUGCCCUCACGUACUAUUCAGAGACAACGGUGACUCGGACCUAUGUGAUGCUGGCCCUAGUGUGGGGGUGCGCACUGGGCCUGGGGCUGCUGCCUGUACUGGCCUGGAACUGUCUGGAUGCCCGGGCCACAUGUGGCGUGGUAUAUCCGCUCUCCAAGAACCAUCUGGUGGUCCUGGCCGUUGCCUUCUUCAUGGUGUUUGGCAUCAUGUUGCAGCUCUAUGCCCAGAUCUGCCGCAUCGUCUGCCGCCAUGCCCAGCAGAUUGCCCUCCAACGGCAUCUGCUGCCUGCCUCCCACUAUGUGGCCACCCGAAAGGGCAUUGCCACGCUGGCCGUGGUGCUUGGCGCCUUUGCCGCCUGUUGGCUGCCCUUCACUGUCUACUGCCUGCUGGGUGACGCCCACUCUCCACCCCUCUACACCUAUCUCACCCUGCUCCCUGCAACCUAUAACUCCAUGAUCAACCCCAUCAUCUAUGCCUUCCGCAACCAGGACGUGCAGAAGGUGCUGUGGGCCAUCUGCUGCUGUUGUUCCUCUUCCAAGAUCCCCUUCCGAUCCCGUUCCCCCAGUGACGUCUAGUCCUAUCCCGGUGAUCCUCCACCCCUGAUCACUACAGAAUUCCAGAAUGUUAGGUCCUCCAGGGCUUUGUUCCAACCUCCCAGCUCCACACCUCCAAGACCCAGCUGGUUCUGGAGUUCUAGGACAUCGGGUGUUUCACAAGAUUCUGUCCAGAUCCCUACAGGGCUCAGCUGGCUCCAUGGUUCUAGAAUGUUCAGGUGACCAGGGUUCCACUCAGAAAUGUCCCACAGCCCAGCUGGCUUGGAGUUCCAGAAUGCUGCUGGGUGUUUUAUAGUGCCAUUCCAAGUCCCUGAUCUCCCCCCACCCCCCUUUUGACCUUAAUCAUGUCACUUUACUUUUGGGUUUCCAAGCUAAAGAGCCAGAGAGGUUAGUCACUCAGUUGCCUAGAUAGGAGAAAGAAAGAAAAAUGUAUCUAUUUAUAUGUGCACAUACAAAAAGAGCAUCUAUUUAUAAUUUAUUUAUUUACCUAUUUAUUUACUUAUUUAUUUAUGGGCAGUAAGGGGAAAAAAAAGAGACCCACACCUUGAAAUCCAGGCCAUACCAGGGUACCCCUCAGUCCCCACACCCCCAUUGCUGACCUCAGUUCCUAGACAGGGGAAAGGGAGAAAGAGAAACCACGUAUUUUGUUAUUAUUUUUUGCUUAUUUUUUAUCAAAGAGAUCAUAGAAACCAGAGCCUUCUCCCCAGGCCCACCCCUUUCGGGUUUGCUGGGAGAACACACCAGCCUCUGGUUUUUUAUUUUUUUAAGAAGCCAUCACCUGAGCAACCGAGAAUUCCUCUGCGCUGGGGGCCGGCUGCCCUCUGGUGGCCGUUCGGGGGAAACUGCAGCCCGGCCAGGCAGCCGGGACCAGAACACGCGCCACCCCAAGUCCACUCCAGCCUGGCAUCCAGCGCCACAGCCAGGACCUGGGGGCCAGGCCCCACCCUGCGGUGCCCUAGAGGUGGCAGGGUGUGAGCCAACACCUGACCCCUCUGCCAACCGGGGUAUGGCCUCCAGUGCUCCCCUAUCCCUAUCCCCAACCCAUCGCUCAAUAAAGAAUGAUUUUGUGAUAAGUCUGUUUCUGUCUCUGUGCGUGGAGGGGCUGGAGUGGGCCUGAUGUGGGCGGAAAGCCUGGAAUGGGAGGGGAUUAGAUCAGGCCUGGGAGCCUGUGGAGGGAUCUGGGGAAGCUCCAGACCCAGGGAGGAGUGAGGCUGACAGGUGACACCCCCGCCCCUUUAGAGGCUGAGCUAAUGGGCCCCCCUGCUCUGCUCAUACCUGGGCACUGCCAGGCAAG